GCAGGCACGCCUCAUCACCAGGCUCAAGAGGUGUUGGAGUGCAUGCAGGACUGGGAAUCUUUGAGAGGCAGUAAUCACUCCAGAGGCCAGAGCAGCAUGGAGAGUGGACAGAUAGUGUCCAGAAAAGGGCGGAAGCUGGGCUCCAGUCGGAGGCGGCAGACUCAAGAGGCCGCUGAUGGUAAAGAUGCCCCUGAGGUUCCAGAGGUGGAGGCCUGGUCCUCCCUGGCGGCUGCAGAACUGCAGAGCUUCUUCCAGGACUGUGGUGCCAAGGACAGGGGCUUCGUCACCCGUGAGGACUUGGCGGUGGCCAAGUUCAGCUUCCUAGGCAAUGAUGAAGCACCUGAGAUGCUCUUUGACUGGGUGGACUUGAAGCGGAAGGGACACCUCUCCCUGGAAGAAUUCAGCUCUGGGCUUAAGACUAUCUUUGGCUCCAGUUCAAGCAGCCACAGGCUCCGAAGGAGGCCACUGUCCUCUAAGCGAGGCUCCACAGUUGCCACCUUCCCGGGGCUGGAGGAGGUGGACGCCCAGGAAAAGGAGGCAUUCUCGGCCUUUGUGGCACAGCUGGGGACUGGCCACCCACUCCCUGAGCAGUCUGAGGUCUUGCAGAUAUGGGGGAAGCUUCGGCAGGAGGAGCCCCAGCUGGCAGGAGACCUGGAGGGCUUCAUGGCCAAGGUGACUGGCCACCUGCAGGAUGCUCAAGCCGACAAGGAGGUUCUCGAACUGACCCUGAAGAAGCGGGACUCUGACCACCACCACAAAGUCCAGCAGCUCUACGAGGAGAUGGAGCAGCAGAUCCACCAGGAGAAGCAGCACCUGCAGGCUGAGAGUGACUCCCGGAGCCUGGCCCUAAAUGCCCAGAUGCAAGAGGUCCUGGAGGCCAAGGAGCAGGAGGUGCAGCAGCUGGCAGAAGGCCAGAGGGAGUUGGAAGCCCAGCUGCACUCCCUCAACAACACACACCAGGAGGCUCAGUCAGAGAACCAGCAGCUUCGUGAAGCUGAGCGCCACUUGGUUGGGCAGCUGGAGGAGGCACAGGGGCAGCUGCGGAUGACCAGGAGGAAGCUGCACACCGCCAAGGGCCGAGUGUCCUGGCAGGUAGAAGAGAAACCCAGUGUCCUCAGAGCAGGUGAGAAGGCUCUGGACCCUCAGGCAGUAUCCCCUGUGGAGCAUCCCCUGCCUGGACUGUUUGGGGACACUGACGACUGGGAUCAGCUCCUGAGCAGAUUCAGCAGCCUUUCGGACAGAGCCUUGCAGAUCUCUUGGAGUCCGCCCCCAAGCCCCAGGAGCCCCUCUGGCCAGCAGACACCCCGAGUGGUCAGGCAGAUCUCCAUCUCUAAGCCACGUGCUGUGCUAUUCCAUGGGGAACCUCCCUCAGAGCCAGAUGGAGUUCCCCAGAGCCCCCCUGGGGUGCCUUCCCAGGCCAAGAAAGAGGAAGGAGGUGACCUAGAGUGGCAGGACACCCAUCCAGAGCAGCCUGUUGAGUCUCCCAGCAUAGAACCCCAGGAGGAGUCAGAGGCUGACUCUGAAACCCAUUUCUGCUGGGAGCUCCCAGGGGCCCCAACCCAUAUGCCAGGGAGCCUGGAGGCAGAUUCACAUCAGGUGCUCAUUCCCUUGGAAGGUGGACCCCCUCCUCUCAUAAACUCUCCUCCUCCCCAGCCACCGGCUGGACCCAGUGGAGAGUUCCAGGCCUCAUGCAUAGAUGACAAGGGCCCCUGGCCUGGGCCUGUCCCACCCAAACCACCCAGGCAGAGAGAGGUCUUGCAUCAGGACCUGCACAUAGCUGGUUCUGAAUGGGGUCUGGGGUCCCCAGAAGCUAGAAUGAUCACACUAGGUCUGGCAGAGGGAUCAGAGCAGGGUAAGCCUGACCCCCAUGUGCAGGAGGGCCUCUUGGGGGGGCUCAGAGAAGCUCAUGGCCAGAUCUUCAGGCCAGAGGGGCUGCCCACCAUGCCCCACCAGGGUCUAGAAGAAGUGCCCAGGGCUAAGGAGAGCACAGGGCUGGGUUUGAGAGAGCGGAAGCUCGUUUUAGAGGCCUUUGAAGCUCAAGGCCUAAAAUCUGGGCACUCAGAUCUUCCCCAGCAAGAUUCUCCACCUGUUCUCUUCCCUUCUGACAUACCAUGGACUGGGACUGAAGCAGAAGCUCCUGCUCAUGGGAAAACAUCAUCUUCCAGGAGCUCUGUCCCCAAGGGGGCUCAGUCUGAAGGUACAGAGGGGCCCCAAGAGCCCACACACACCCUCCCCACCAUGGCUGAGCUGGAAGCCCAACUCGGGCUCUCAGCCACAACUGCUCAUUCAAGAGAACAGGGCCCCCCUCAAUCUAAGGAAGCAGAGGACAGAUCUGAGGACACAGGAGUAUACCCCAGGAUGGCUGAACUGACUCCAGCUUCAGGGGGCCUCUCAGCCAGUGAGCCCGUGGUCAACCCUGAUUACAUCUUCCAUGUCAUCUUCCUGGGAGAUUCAAAUGUGGGCAAGACAUCCUUCCUGCACCUGCUGCACCAGAACGCCUUUGCUACUGGGCUGACAGCCACUGUAGGGAUUGAUUUUCGUGUUAAAAACCUGCUGGUGGACGGCAAGUGCUUUGUGCUGCAGCUCUGGGACACCGCUGGCCAGGAGAGGUACCACAGCAUGAGCCGGCAGCUGCUCCGCAAGGCCGAUGGUGUGGUGCUCAUGUAUGAUGUCACCUCACAGGAGAGCUUCAUCCACGUGCGUUACUGGCUGGAAUGCCUCCAGGACUCAGGGUCUGAUGGGGUGGUCAUCCUGCUCCUGGGAAACAAGAUGGACUGUGAAGAGGAACGGCAGGUGCCUACUGAGACUGGACAGCAGCUGGCCCAGGAACUGGGCAUCUCCUUUGCAGAGUGCAGCGCAGCCCUGGGUCACAACAUCCUGGAGCCCCUUGUGGGCAUGGCCCGGUCACUCAAGCGACAGGAAGACCGCCUGAAGGGCUCCCUGGUGGAGGUGGUCCCUGAGAGGCCUCUGAAAAAAGCUGGUUGCUGUUCCUGACCAGCCAGCCUGGCCAGGAAAGGGUGGCCUCCCUUUGGGUUGGCUGCCCCUCAACUCCCAUUACACUUGCUUGGACUCCAUGAUGACAGAGAAGGCCAGCUUGGAAGAGCAGGAACACCUCCUUGGAGUUGGGACUUGGAAUCCAGGGCCAGAGCUGCAUUAACUCUGCCCUUUGCAUUCGGGGCUGCUAAGUAUAUAAGGCUGGAGAGUGGAGUGGGGAUGAAAGCUAAAAUUUUUAAAGGAAGAGAAAGUUGGGACAUGAGAGAUAGCUCAUGGCGUAGGGUGCCUGCAUUGCAAUGUUCACAGCCCAGGUUCAAGCCCCAGUACUACAAGGGAGAUGCUAUGGCAAGAAGCUUCCAUGCUGUGGUGUUUCCCUCUCUCUCUAACCCUUCACCAUAUGUCUAUCUAUCUGAAUGGAUGAAGAAGAGUGACCCAGAGUGGUGAAACUGAUUUCAACCAAAGAUUUAAUUUCACCAAAAGAAAGGGAAAAGGUUUCUGAAGAUAACUGAAGAAAAAUACACAAUAUUGACUACAUGUCUCUGGGCGGUAAAGUUAUAGGGUGAAUGUGUAUGAGUAUUAUUUUCCUUUUCUACAUAUUUGUAUGUUCAGAUCUUCUAUAAUGAGUACAUUCGAGUAUUCUGUAUACAAACAGCAAUAAAAAAUAAAUGGUGAGGGGAAGGAAAGA
Messenger RNA from Erinaceus europaeus (western European hedgehog), 3679 nucleotides. RefSeq names its product RAB44, member RAS oncogene family (gene RAB44). The record is from RefSeq and is a predicted model, not a curated record. Gene Ontology annotation, molecular function: GTPase activity; GTP binding. Bases 43 to 2994 code for a protein of 983 amino acids. NCBI's taxonomy places the organism in Eukaryota, Metazoa, Chordata, Mammalia, Eulipotyphla, Erinaceidae. The transcript has 14 exons.